CUGUUCUGCCUCCAGAGCAGAAGCAUCCAUCCAGCUGCAGGACUGGACGCGCAGCUCAUCUCUUAUCAUGCUAUUAUUGUUCAUGAUCGCGGUGGUCGUAGCAGCGACGAUACUGGUGAUUUUAUUCGCUCCAAAUAUCCGACGGUAUGCAGCUGGGGGACAGUGCAAGUCCACAACUCGCCUGGAUGGGAAGACGGUGCUCAUCACCGGAGCCAACACCGGCAUCGGGAAGGAGACCGCGCUGGACCUAGCGAUACGAGGUGCCCGGGUAGUAAUGGCCUGCCGAGACGUAGAAAAAGGCGAGGAGGCGGCGGCCAGUAUCCGGGCGGCGUACCACAAGGCCAGAGUGGAAGUCCGGGAACUUGAUCUAGCGGACACUUGCUCCAUACGAUCGUUCGCUCAGAGAUUCCUGAGAGAGUUCACAGAGCUCCAUAUCCUCAUCAACAACGCCGGCGUGAUGAUGUGCCCGUACACCAAAACCACCGAUGGGUUUGAGAUGCACAUAGGAGUCAACCACUUAGGUCACUUUUUGUUGACGUCCCUUCUGAUCGGGCUACUGGAGCGCAGCGCCCCCGCCAGGAUCGUGGUGGUGUCCUCGCUCGCUCACAACUUCGGCUGGAUCCGCUUCCAUGACCUCCACAGCCAGGGCAGCUACAACAGCGGGCUGGCGUACUGCCAGAGCAAGCUAGCCAACGUGCUGUUCGCCAGAGAGCUGGCUCGACGGCUCAAAGGCACCAACGUGACGGUGAACUCGCUCCAUCCUGGCACAGUCAACUCUGACCUGACCAGACAUUCGACCCUCAUGGCCAUCCUCUUCGCCGUCUUCUCCAUGUUCCUAAAAACUCCCAGGGAAGGAGCACAGACGAGUAUCUACUGCGCUGUGGCGGAGGAGCUGCACUCCAUCUCUGGGAAACACUUCAGCGACUGCACCCCCGCCUUCGUGGCCCCUCAGGGCCGGAGCGAGGAAACAGCGAGGCGACUGUGGGACGUCAGCUGCGAGCUGCUCGGCAUCGAGUGGGACUGAAUCCCUUUUUAAGCUUCGAAUCACUUCAUCCUUCUCUUGGUUCUCGUUUCAUUUAACCGAAGUUGAUCCCCGCCGUUCGAGAGCCUCGGACGGUCCGUUUUAAGAAAUGUGAAGCCGCUCAUCGAUGAGUCAAGUAUAGCUAGUAGUUGAGUAUUUUGGUGCUCAAUGAAAACCUCUUAUCUGUAUGAUGUAAUCACAAAUUGUUUCUAGCUUUAUAUUUUUGUGACACAAUGUGAAACCAGUGUAGGCAAAAAAUAUGGACUGGAUGUAUCGUCUGCUGUAGGAAACUGUGAAGGUCAAUUCAGGGUAAAUGACCAGCAUCAUUCUUAUCGCCAUUUCUCUCAUACUCGGAACAUAUAAUGCAGGUUCUAUAGAUAUUGCCUUUAAAAACGGUGUUUCCAGGUCGACAGAAGAUCAACGAGUCACCUUUUUUUGUGAUAAUUGUAAUAAAGCUUCUGACAGUUUUCUACUUCAAGUCCUCAGUCUACCUGCCUCGCCGCAUCAUCACUCGCGCCGUCAGCAUUUCAGGAGGGAAGUUGCCAAGUGUUUUCUAUGAGUGCAAAAUGCCUUUACUACACAAAACGUCCGUGUUAGGAGUUGAAUGUUUACAUUUGAUGUA
Synchiropus splendidus (mandarinfish) is the source of this 1643-nucleotide messenger RNA. It is a transcript of the gene rdh12, whose product is annotated as retinol dehydrogenase 12. Bases 68 to 1024 code for a protein of 318 amino acids. The transcript is spliced from 7 exons. NCBI's taxonomy places the organism in Eukaryota, Metazoa, Chordata, Actinopteri, Syngnathiformes, Callionymidae. The record is from RefSeq and is a predicted model, not a curated record.